UAAAAGCAUAUCAUGAGCAUUUGGCCGAUGAAAUCGAAUCACAGUUAUGUGAUCAAACAGUUUAUCUAACUAGAUCCAACAUAAAUAUUGCCUAUAGACUUGCUUGUAAAAAGAUUCACGAAAGAUCAAGCACCACCAAAGACUCAUUGAAAGAAAUAUGGCAGUUAGCAAAUAAGCUAAUCAAUCUAGAAAGAUUGGACGAGGGCAAGGAAACCAAAACCACCAGAUUUUCUUAUGAAGAUGUCUCAUUGUCUGGAGUCCACAUCAAAGCUCUCACAUCAUGUCAAGAUUCCCUAGUGAAAUCUUUGAAUGUUCGUUCCAUGGCAGACAUAUGGUACCAAGAAAAUGUCAUAACCAAGGAAAUGAAGGAAGAUAUCUUAUCAGAACAGACCAACACUCGACAAUGUACAAAAUUCUUGGAACUAUUGAAAAUGCGAUCAACAUAUGCAUUCAACAAAUUUGUUAGCACUCUAAAAGAUACCAAUGAUACCAAUAAGACAGUGGCAAUUGAGCUUGAGCUGUGUUUAUGGGAGUACAACUUAAUUCAAACAAAGGACAACUUGGCACUGGCUAACUAUCUGGUUGAUCAAAACAAAAAGGUUAGAUCAUUGACUGACUUUAUGGCCAUUAAGAUCAACAUAGAAAAGCUCAUGGAGCAGUGUAACAUUCAAGAUUCUCAGCAACUGAGAGAAAAACUGAAACUACCAAAAAUACCUGAAUUUGAGAGAGAGGAGGUGGUUUUAAAACGCCACACUUUCCCAAUGCAAUCUACAGGUAAUUUCACUCCAAUGGACCAAACUUUUCAACCCAUGCCACGUGACUUAUGGUAUAAACUUCUCCAAGAAAUACAAGAAGCACAACUAAAAAGGAGAAAUGGGAAAGCUGACAGCAAUGAUAACCCCUCUUCAAUGAAGUUAAACAAAGAUGAUGUGGAAUGA
This is a messenger RNA of Owenia fusiformis, 938 nucleotides long. NCBI's taxonomy places the organism in Eukaryota, Metazoa, Annelida, Polychaeta, Sabellida, Oweniidae. The record is from the annotation of a GenBank genome assembly.